Molecule: messenger RNA, 2016 nt
Organism: Mesocestoides corti
Lineage: Eukaryota; Metazoa; Platyhelminthes; Cestoda; Cyclophyllidea; Mesocestoididae
Source: the annotation of a GenBank genome assembly
AUGCAACCUCUUUCUUUCAUUGUUGUUCUUUUCCUCGUCCAAAAUAAUGACAGCUUGGGUGGUUCCAGAUUCGGCACCUCUUUCACUGACGAAACCCGGAGACUUCCGUGUCCUAUCGAAGGCGAUGCAUCAAAUGGCUUGGCUGUCGAAACCUUGGAGGAGUUGGAAUGGUGCCUGGAGCGUCUGGAAAGCAUUCAAACCCACCGGUCUGUCAGUGACAUGGCUUCCAGCAAGGCAAGGUGUUUUAAAACCAAUUUUCGCCUCAUAGCCUUCUCUCUCUAUUUUCAGUUUAAGAAAAUGCUAAACAAGGAACUGAGUCAGGUGUACGACGGUGACAGGAUUAACUCGCAGAUCUCGGAGUACAUUUGUUCCACGUUCUUGGAUCAGGACGAGCAGACUGCGGACAGCCAGCAGCCAGCUGGCAGCGGAAUCUUUGUCGAAGUCGACCCCCUGGCGUCUGCCUCAGGUGUUGCCAGUGACGGCGCCAGUGCUGCAGAGCAGACCACUAUUACGGCGGCCACUGGAGCGGACUUUCGCAAGCUGCAGCAGCAAAACCAGAACCAACCAGGCUCAUCUGUGAUAAUCCGAGUCGACAGGAACACUGCCGAGGAGAUAGCCGCCGCCGCAGCUUCUGCCGCGAGUAAACGUCCCAGCGGAGUAUCGCUAGGAGCUAGUCGAUCUCCCGGUCGCUUUUCCGACCACUCCUGCCCCUCAAUACCGAGCAUCUUGGGCGUCAAUGGAAGUGUCACUGGCAUCGGCGUCGACCCCUCAAAGGUAUUCCAACUCGGUGCAGGGCAUCGUCUGGACGACUCCGCUGAAAUUCCUCCCUACGGCAUCAUUCCUGAGCACCCAAAGGAAGCAUCUGAGCUAAUCGAAUGCGGUCUCGAUCAGUGGGGAAUGGACAUUUUCAAGCUCGCCGAAUUGACGAUCAGCCCCCUAACCUGCGUCACCUACACCAUCCUCAAGCGACGCGGACUUAUUAACAAGUUCAAAAUCCCCCACUGGAAUCUCGUGCGUUACUUGAGGUCAGUGGAAGCCCAUUACAACACCUACACACCCUAUCACAACAAAAUCCACGCGGCCGACGUUGUCCAGUCUGUCCACGUUCUUCUUCAAGCACCUGCGCUUGACUCUGUGUUUACAGACCUGGAGUUGGCUGCAGUGAUAAUUGCCUGCGCUGUUCACGACGUUAACCAUCCCGGUGUAACCAAUCAGUACUUAGUCAACACAAAUGACGCGUUGGCGAUUCUCUACAACGACUCAUCUGUCCUCGAAAAUUACCAUCUAGCGGUGGCCUUCAAUUUACUCACGUUCCCCGGCUGCGACAUACUCGUAAACCUCACGCGCAAGCAAAGACUUGCUUUUCGACGAAUGGUUAUCGACAUGGUUCUCUCCACCGACAUGUCUAAACACAUGUCCCUCCUUGCCGAUCUGAAGACCAUGGUUGAGACUAAGAAGGUGGCGGGAUCAGGAAUUCUAAAUCUUGACAAUUACACUGAUCGGAUGCAGAUAUUGCAGAAUAUGGUGCAUUGUGCAGACCUGUCCAACACGGCUAAGCCACUGGAGCUCUACACCAAGUGGACGCACCGCUUAAUGGACGAGUUUUUCCUCCAAGGUGACAGAGAGCGAGCCGCCGGCUUGGACAUCAGCCCGAUGUGCGAUCGUGAGACCGCCACCGUCGAAAAUUCCCAGGUAAAGCCGCUUCGCCAGACGUGCUGGUGUCAACCCAAGCCAGCGUGUUUUCACGGGGUUGGAACUUUUCGCAUUGGUUCGGCACUCCUGGCCAGUGUAACGUCCGUCCGUUUUGCACUGCAGGUCAGCUUCAUCGAUUUUAUUUCCCACCCCCUGUGGGAAACGUGGUCAGACUUGGUCCAUCCUGCAGCCCAGGGCAUUCUUGAGAUGCUGGAAUACAACCGCAAUUGGUACUUUAAUCUCAGCCACUCAGACGAUCACCACCACCAUCACCAGCAGCAGCCAAAGGAGGACCCACAGACCAGCGUUGAAAAGCCAACCUGA